AUGAAUGGAGCCGGAAACUACGUUACCCAGAAGGCUUCCGUCGUACGUCGCCGGCCAAUGACGGCCAAGGAGAGGGGCGUUUCCGGCGGCCACGUAGGCGGGGCGGGACUUCAGGCUGCCUCAGAGCGGCGGCGCCCGGGCCUGUGCGCUUUCCCCCGGGGAGACCGAGGCCCCCCCCCGGCCGGGCCGCCCCUGUGCGCGCGCUCCUCACGGGGCCCCACGAUGGCUGCGGCGCUGACGGACCUGCCCCAGGUAUCUGUGACCUUUGAGGACGUGGCCGUGACCUUCACCCGGGAGGAGUGGGGACAACUGGACCUGACCCAGAGGAGCCUGUACCAGGAGGUGAUGCUGGAGAACUGUGGGCUGCUGGUGUCGCUGGGGUGUCCUGUGCCUAAGCCAGAGCUGAUCUAUGAGCUGGAGCUCAGGCAGGAGCUGUGGGCCAUGAAGAAAGACCUGUCCCAGAGCACCUGUCCAGGGGACAGUGCAAGCCUGGAAGCCACAGAGCCAACCUCUCCUGAGAUCAUCUUUUCUGAGGGAGCAUCAGCCCAGGGACAGCUGACACACAGAACCUCCAGGGACUCCCAGCUGGGUCAAGACAGGGAUCAGGAGUGGCCACUGGAAAUGCAGCACCAGCACAUGAAACCAGGAGUAGACCCCCAAAAGGAGCAUCUCCCUAGGAAAGUGAGCACUGACCAUGAUGAUCUGGGGACAGAUGAUGGUACCUGUUCAGGAGUUGUACAGGAGCCAGUCUCUGCAGGAGAUGCUCUCCAUGAUAGUGACUCACAUGGACCAGCUAAAGAUGCCACAACUCACGAAGAAAGAAAUUCCUAUACAUGCAAGGAAUGUGGGAAAGUGUUUAACAAAAAACGUCUCCUUGCUCAGCACGAGCGGAUUCACUCUGGAGUGAAGCCCUAUGAGUGCACAGAGUGUGGGAAAUUCUUUAGAAAGAGCACAUAUCUCCUUCAACACCACAUGGUCCACACUGGGGAGAAGCCUUACGAGUGCAGAGAGUGUGGGAAGGCCUUCAACCGCAGGUCCCACCUUACACAGCACCAGCGGAUCCACAGUGGAGAGAAGCCCUAUAAGUGCAGUGAGUGUGGGAAGGCCUUCACUCACCGCUCCACAUUUGUCCUGCACAAAAGGAGCCACACAGGAGAAAAACCGUUUGUCUGCAAAGAGUGUGGAAAAGCCUUUCGUGAUCGGCCGGGCUUCAUCCGACACUACCUCAUUCACAGCGGAGAGAAUCCCUACGAGUGCUUUGAGUGUGGGAAGGUCUUCAAACACAGGUCCUACCUCAUGUGGCACCAGCAGACCCAUACUGGGGAGAAGCCCUAUGAGUGCAGCGAGUGUGGGAAGGCCUUCUGUGAGAGUGCAGCCCUCAUUCACCACUACAUCAUCCACACUGGGGAGAAGCCCUUUGAGUGCACAGAGUGCGGAAAAGCCUUCAACCACAGGUCCUACCUCAAGAGACACCAGCGGAUCCACACUGGGGAGAAGCCCUAUGUGUGCAGCGAGUGUGGGAAGGCUUUUACCCACUGCUCUACUUAUAUCUUGCAUAAGAGGGCCCACACUGGGGAAAAACCAUUUGAGUGCAAAGAGUGUGGGAAAGCCUUCAGCAGUCGGGCGGACCUCAUUCGCCACUACACUAUCCACACUGGGGAGAAGCCCCAUGAGUGCAUCGAGUGUGGGAAGGCCUUCAGCCGCAGGUCUGGCCUCACGCGACACCAGCGGAUUCACAGUGGAGAGAAGCCCUAUGAAUGCAUCGAAUGUGGCAAGACUUUUUGCUGGAGCACAAAUCUCAUUAGACACUCGAUCAUCCACACUCGAGAGAAGCCGUAUGAGUGCAGUGAAUGUGGGAAGGCCUUCUGUCGUAGCUCAUCCCUCACUCAGCACCAAAGGACUCACACUGGGAGAAGCCCCAUCAGUGUGACAGAUGUGGAGAGACCUUUUGACAGUGGACAGGCCUCCGUCAACAUCCAGGAACUCCUGUUGGGGAAGGACUUUUUGAAUGUAACUACUGAGGAAAAUCUUUGGCCAGAGGAACCUUCUUACUCAGCAUCUGAUCGUUCAUACCAAAGGGAACGCUCACAGGUGUCAUCCCUGUGA
Molecule: messenger RNA, 2106 nt
Organism: Orycteropus afer afer
Lineage: Eukaryota; Metazoa; Chordata; Mammalia; Tubulidentata; Orycteropodidae
Source: RefSeq, a predicted model, not a curated record